AAAGAUUUUUUAAGGCCCCCCCUAUGGCAAUCGAAGCAGCCCUGACAAGAAAAACGAGAUAGUGUGCGGUUGAUCGGUCAUGCAAUCUGUCAAAUAUUCAAAAAAUAAAGUUUGUUUACAUUUUGAACCGAACGAUAGCUCUCACGAUGUACAACGGCGAAUGAUUAAAAAAAGGCUACAUCAGUGAUGAAAAUGUUGUAUGUAAUGUGUAAAAUAAACAGCCGAAAAAUUAUAAAUGGUGGUAGAAUCGACUUCGCACGCCUGAAAGCCGUUUAGGGUAAGUAAAGCAUAGCUAAUAUUUGUAAUAUUAAAUCAAUUAAAGCGGUGUUUUCUAUGCAGCUGUUGUGCAACCGUGUUGAGCCGGCGAACGUUCGAAAGCGGGAAGAAAGAAUGCCGGCAAUCCAACUAAACGAUGUUCGAUCAUGGAAAACAAGUUAAAAAGCAUACAAAGCCCGCUCGCCGUUGGACGCUUGGACAAUUCCUUUUACAAGCAUUCGGUGACCAGUUUGCGAAACGUCUUGCCGCACGCCUGGUACAGACCCUUCUUGUCCGCCCCGGCAUCGAUCGUGGACUGAUCGUUCGGCAGCGUCAGCAUCAUCACCUUCAUCUGCGGGUAGUUGUGGUACGGCGCAGUUCCGGUCGCUAUCUCGAUCGGGGUAACGCCGAACGACUAGAAGCCGUAUCCGUGGUCCCGCUCCAUCUCCUCCGGCGCCAUCCAACACGACGCCAGCCGAUAAACGUGUGGUACACCUUCUGCCGCGACAUGUCUCCAUCGGUGGCGAGCCACGCGCUCAUCCGCUAUAUUUAAGGAGCCGUCGUCGCCGGGCAGUAUGAUGGCCACCUUGAUGUCCACGUAAUGAGCAAUGCGAAAUGUGCUCUCAAUUGGCAAGCGCACAGCAAGAAACGUUACCGACAGUCUUUGUCGCCGUGAAAAUGCUUCUAAUGCACGGGUGAGUUGCAUUAUAACUACAAGCAUACGUUUUUUUUCCUUUCUUUAGUUUCAGCUAAUGCCAGACGAACGAUCGAAUGACUGUUGCUUCGGAAGGGAGGUCGCAUUACAGAUACCGACUUGGACAUGAUCCAGUCGGUCGGUUGCAGUUGCUCCAUGGUGCUUCGGAUAAGGCAACAACGGAGAAGCGCUCCGGACGCUCCGGAGAAGCUGAUCGAGAUCGGCGAAGCGGUGUAGUGUUGUGAUAUAGUGAUUGUGUGUACAUUUAAGGUGUAAAGGGUGAUUAAUGCUAGUAACGUUGUGUAAUGUUAUGCAGAACAAAAAGCAGCAUAAAUGGCGAUGAGCCAGCAUUGUUUAAAGGUGCCGGAUGUUAUACGUUAGAGCCGUUCUUUGUGGUGUGAUGUGUUAAUAUAUUAAACCAGUAUUAGGAUUAGGAUAUAAUUAGGAUUUAAACCAGUGCCGUUGAAUAAAAUAGUGUACAACAGGUUAGAAAACAU
This is a messenger RNA of Anopheles arabiensis, 1446 nucleotides long. RefSeq lists its product as uncharacterized. The coding region runs from base 413 to 808 and encodes 131 amino acids. Lineage: Eukaryota; Metazoa; Arthropoda; Insecta; Diptera; Culicidae. The transcript is spliced from 2 exons. The record is from RefSeq and is a predicted model, not a curated record.